ACAGGGCUUCGUGGUGACCUCGAACGCUUGUACAUAGGUUCACCAUCUGCUCGCCAUCACCAACGACGACAGACCACGCGGUUUUGGCGAUACUCUCUUCAUCUUUGAUUUACAUACCUCAGCUGUCUUCCACCGCUGCUCAUGGCUUUCUUCUCGCCGCCCUCAAGCUCAUUCAGCGGCAUCUCGCAGCCGAAGAUGCGGCAGGAGGGCUUCCAUCUACCCUCGCCCUCGCCCAGCUCUGGACAACCACCCUCGCCGCCCCCCGGUCCAUUUGACCUUUUCCUCACCCAUUCUUCGCAUCAUGCGCAUCAGGGAGUGAGUAACGCGAACGGCAGUGGAAAUGGGAACAAUGGUGGGAACGGACUUCCGUCACUCUCCUUGCCGGACGCCUUUUCGCGCUCAAACGCGAUGGAUCUCACCGACGAGCUUGCAAUGUCACUCAUGAACCCUGCAAGCCCCGCGACGUCCAACGAACGGUCAACGCACACUCCGCCUGCACGUCAGUCCCAAAAUCAGGUUGGAGAACAGACGCAUAUGCACAACAUCUUUGACAUCUCCGCCCCACCCUCUUCCCACUUUUCCAGUACAAACGCUGGUGGACACGCGUUUUCCCUUCCGCACGCGACUCAUCGUCCAGAUUUACCUCCGUUGAGCCAGCCGGCAUCGCUCGCGACCUCUCACUUACACGGACAUUACGAUCACCAUCCUGGGAAUUUCCAUCACAAUACGCAGAAUGGGUUUUUGGGCGGGCGCGAUACGUUCCCUGCACAUUUCAACAGCACCAUCCCGCCUCUCUCGAAUCACCAUGAUCCACAUCCCCCUCCGCUUUCACUUUCUGCUUCAGGCACGAACGAUUUGGCCGACCCAUUUGGCCCGUUCACUCCAACGUCUACGAGUAGUAUUCCAGCUCGCGAUAGUGCGAGUCCUCAGCCUCUUGGCGGCGGUAGGAGACGUGCAGGCAGUCGGACUGCUACUGGCGGCAAUAGAUCGCAUUCAAGGAGCCGAUCCCGUGUAAGAGCAAGUGCCGCUAGCUCACAAUCGCAGGGCCAAGUAAGUGGAACUGCAGGCGGUCCGACGCGUACGACAAAGAGCACGAGCCGUCGCCGAGACUCGUUCACUUUACCUCCGCACUUAUCGCAUUCGCAUUCACAAUCGCAUUCAAUGGCACACAAUCAAGCGCACAUGGGCCAUCACUUACACAAUUUACCCUCACCUCCAUUGGGCGGGAGCGGCAGCGCCCCUCGACCUUCGUCCAUUGUCAUUCCGGCACACGGCGGUCCGGGCGGGGCGCUGAGUCCGCUGGGAAACAUGGGCGGACUGGGAAGCGCUCUGAGCCCGCUCGGUCCCGGGCCCGGUCAUAUCAAUGGAAAUGGUAUUGGUCAAGCGAGCGGGUGGUUUGAUGUCAAUGGGCUUAAGACUGUGAACGGUAUGAAUAUCAAUGGAAUGGGAAAUGGGAAUGGCCAUGCUAUGGGUGCCAAUCCCGGAAGUGCACCUACUGGCGCGGAAUACAGCCUUCCGACGCCAGAUAGUGUGGGGCACGGGCCAUUCGGGGCAUUUGGAACAAGUGUCGGAAGUAUGGGCAUUUCCCCGAAGGAUACCGUCACUUCUGCAAAGGAUGAUCCGACUGCACAACUGGAUCCUGCGGCAAAGCAAGCUGCAAUUGUCAAUGAGAAACGCCGCAGAAGGCGUGAAUCGCACAAUGCCGUCGAAAGACGCCGUCGGGACAAUAUCAAUGAGAAAAUAAGCGAAUUGGCGACGCUAAUUCCCGAGGUCAUGCUGGAUCCCUCCGCUGGUGGUUCAUCUGCGUCUGCCGGUGUAAAUGAGGGCAAGAAGGACAAAGAUGGUGACAUGGACGGAGACGGAGACGGAGAUUGCGCAGAUGAGAAAUCAUCCGGUACUUUCUCUAAGCAGAAAGCCAUGAAGGGCGACAAGUUGGAAAAGGAGAGUUCUUCCGGUGGGGUUAAAGCGAAUAAAGGCAUGAUUCUCCGCAAGAGCGUCGAGUAUAUCCGAUAUCUGCAACAACUUGUUGGCGCACAAGCGGCGCGGAAUCGCGCCCUGGAAGCUCAGCUUGCACAAGCAGGUCUCGCGCCGGCACCAUCUUCCCCAUCGUCUGCGACGCACCCCCAGUCUGAUGAGCUUAACGGCAUAUUUAAUACGGAGGGGUUGCACGUGUUCGACGAUCGUAUGGACCUUGGUGGUCUCGGAAAUGGCGUUGGCGCUUUCGCAGCACAGCUUGGAGGACUUGAACCGAUGGCAGAGAUUGAUAUGGAUAUGGAUAUGGAAACCGAGGGAGCUGAGAAUGGUUUCACGCAUACUAAUGCUAACGGAAAGUACAACACUAUCGCUGGCGCGAGCCCGAGCGAGGCGGACGAUGGUGACGAGCACGACCACGACCACGAAAACGAGCAAGAUCAUGAACAAGGAUCUCCUGAAUCUAUAUCGGACGCAUCUUCACUGCAGGACCGCCGGGAUGUGUCCUCGGAUCGCUCAGAGGAGCACGGUGUUGGAGCUGGCGGCGAAAGAGAAGAACGUGGCAGACGAGGGCGAGAUGGGAAGAUCCCCAUACCAGCGCCGAAAAGUCCCACCGUGAGCUCCAGUCUGACGGGGCGAGCAAGGCGACGUUCAAAACUUGUUGCGGUUAAAGAAGAGGGUGCUGGAAUGGACGACUAAGCCCCCAAUCCGCAAGUUAACAGUCAAAAUAAACAGAAAAGUGCACUGUAUGGCACGUCUAUGGAUUAUUUAUUUCGUUCUCCUACAGUGCCCAUCCGUCCUUCGUGCUCACUCUGGGCUCGGUUACGACGCAGCGCUGCUAUAUCCAAUAACUACCUCUUUCCAAUUUAAUUAUUCGUUUCGUGCUUCAUACUUAACUCUCCUCUCUAUACAUGUGGUCCUGCUGAUCCAAGUUGCUGAGGAGAUCCCGGCCCAUUUGUCAUCUUUUCUGCCUUUUACAGUUGCUCCACAUUGUUUUACUGACCCUAUGCCAAACCUAUCAUUGUCCUUUCCCUGCUCGCAUUUUCGUCUACAAUUCGCUUUGCCACACUGCACCUAUUUUUCCUGAGGCCAACUGUUUACAUUUACAACGAAUUCCGACGGGCUGUAUCCA
Messenger RNA from Fomitiporia mediterranea MF3/22, 3103 nucleotides. RefSeq names its product HLH-domain-containing protein. Gene Ontology annotation, biological process: regulation of transcription by RNA polymerase II. The transcript is spliced from 4 exons. Lineage: Eukaryota; Fungi; Basidiomycota; Agaricomycetes; Hymenochaetales; Hymenochaetaceae. Gene Ontology annotation, molecular function: RNA polymerase II cis-regulatory region sequence-specific DNA binding; protein dimerization activity; DNA-binding transcription factor activity, RNA polymerase II-specific. The record is from RefSeq and is a predicted model, not a curated record. Bases 142 to 2670 code for a protein of 842 amino acids.